AUGGGUAGUAUUCAUAACGGCGUUCCCAAGGGAACUUUUUUGUUCACUUCAGAAGCCGUGGGUGAGGGCCACCCCGACAAGAUUGCUGACCAGGUCUCUGAUGCUGUUCUCGAUGCCUGUCUCGCUGAGGAUCCAAUGUCCAAGGUCGCCUGUGAAACAGCCACCAAAACCGGUAUGAUUAUGGUUUUCGGUGAAAUUACCACCAAGGCCCACCUUGAUUACCAGAAAGUUAUCCGGAAUGCCAUCAAAGACAUCGGCUACGAUGAUUCUUCUAAGGGCUUCGAUUACAAAACCUGCAACGUCCUCGUUGCCAUUGAGCAACAAUCGCCAGAUAUCGCUCAGGGCCUCCACUACGAAGAGGCUCUAGAGAAACUGGGCGCUGGCGACCAGGGUAUCAUGUUUGGAUAUGCCACUGAUGAAACUCCUGAAUUACUGCCUUUGACAAUCCAGCUAGCCCACAAACUUAACAAAGCCUUGAGGGAUGCCCGUGUUGAUGGCACUCUUCCCUGGCUCCGACCUGACACCAAGACCCAAGUCACUGUCGAAUACGCUCACGAUAAUGGCGCUGUUAAGCCCCUGCGUGUAGACACAGUCGUCAUAAGCGCUCAACACAGCGAAGUCAUCAGCACGGCGGAUGUGAAAAAGCAGAUCCUGGAGCAGAUUGUCAAGAAAACCAUCCCAGCGAACCUCCUCGACGACCGCACUAUCUACCACAUCCAACCCUCAGGUCUAUUCAUCAUCGGUGGGCCCCAGGGUGAUGCCGGCCUUACCGGCCGGAAAAUUAUCGUCGAUACCUAUGGAGGCUGGGGUGCCCACGGCGGUGGUGCUUUCUCCGGCAAGGACUAUUCCAAGGUCGAUCGUUCCGCUGCCUACGUUGCACGAUGGAUCGCCAAAUCGCUCGUUCACGCAGGUCUCGCCCGUCGCGCUCUUGUCCAGCUUUCGUACGCUAUUGGUAUUGCAGAACCCCUCUCGAUAUACGUCGAAACAUACGGUACAUCCUCAAAAUCUUCAGAGGAAUUGGUCCAAAUCAUCCGGAACAACUUCGAUCUACGACCCGGUGUCAUUGUACAGGAACUCGACUUGGCCAAGCCCAUCUACUUCCAAACCGCUAAAUACGGCCAUUUCACCAACCAGAACUUUUCAUGGGAGAAACCCAAGGCCCUUAAAUUCUAG
Molecule: messenger RNA, 1173 nt
Organism: Histoplasma mississippiense
Lineage: Eukaryota; Fungi; Ascomycota; Eurotiomycetes; Onygenales; Ajellomycetaceae
Product: S-adenosylmethionine synthetase
Exons: 4
Coding region: 1-1173 (390 amino acids)
Biological process (GO): S-adenosylmethionine biosynthetic process
Cellular component (GO): cytosol
Molecular function (GO): ATP binding; methionine adenosyltransferase activity
Source: RefSeq, a predicted model, not a curated record